UGAUAGGAAUAAGAGCACUGUACCACCAUCCUUGGAUACUUCAGGAGUUAGUCCUGCUGUACUUCUUCGUUUCAGGUUACCUACUGCUUUCUCGACUUCUGCUAGUGUUGGGGGGCCUAUCUCAAUGUCCCAUUCAGGAUCCGACUGGAUAGAGGGCAACGCAAUGGUGGUUGGAGGCCAGUUAAACUGUCCCUCGAAGUAUUCUGCUCAUCGUUCCAAUCGCCUCCCCUGCGAGUUAAUCGCAGACCCGUCCUUCUCCGCUAUGGUCUCACUAAUCGUUGUUGACCUUCCUCUCCCAGUCUCCUUAAUAAGUCUAAAUAACUGUCUACUGUUACCAAUCGCCGCUGCCUUUUCUAUCUCUAGCCUUCACUGCGCACCACUUUGUGAUCGUUGCGUAGACUUUUUCUCAAUCUACUUUUAAGUUGCGUUCGCUCUUCGUUGUACUCAAAGCCUGCAGGAAUGCGUUCACGUGCAUCCAUUAGUUGGGAAGAAGCUGCUGAUAUCCACUGGCUCUUUUUAGCCACUAUUUUGGAGUCGGCUACGGUCUUCAACGCUGCUUUUACAGUAGACUGGAGAUGGCACCAAGCUUCUUCUAGAUGAGUGGUAGUCUUCUGUUCUGGUAACUGCCUAGCCAACUUCUCACUAAGUAGGGCUUUGGUGUUUUCGUUGUCCAGCAGCACUCGUAGUGGUUUUGUUGCCAAGUUUUUCCUACACCCAUUGAGACACAGGCAUAUAUGCGCUCGGACCAACGCGUGAUCGCUACCCAAACAUGUACUCCAGAAGGAGCGUCAAUCUUCCACCGAUCCUCUCCAGCGAUGACUAAUAGCAAUGUGGUCUAUCUGUGUCCAUCGCUGAGUUGAGCUCGGUGGACGCCAGGUCAGACAGUGUCUUUCUUUAUGUCUGAAAUUUGUGCUAGCUAAAAAUAGGCGGUUACCUGAGCAUAGUUGUAGUAGGUGAUCACCGUUAUCUGUUCGUUCACCCGGACUCCAAAAGUGCCACUUAAGUGCCUCUUUACCUCACUCAGUCUAUCUAUCUGUGCAUUGAAGUCACCUGUAACGACCACCACAUCUGGUCGUUUGGCUUUCGAGAGUAGGCUAGACACUUUACGGUAGAACUCGUCCUUGACUUCAUCCGGACUGCAGUCAGUGGGUGCGUAAGCAGGGAUUACAAAGAGACAACGGCAAAUCUCACUAUUCCUCUUAGUUCUCACUGUGCCGUCCAGUCGGAUAGCGUACAGGCGACUAUCAACUGGGAUCCGGUUUAGUAAUGAGUUUUCUGCCCUAGUGCUUAAUACCAUGCAUACAUCUGCAAGACCGCUAGAUUUAGCUAUCGAAUCUCCAGAAACUCGAAGGGUGAAUUUUGCGCAUUCACCAGAUUGGUCGAGAUAGGUUAGGUGAAUAACCGCACUUGGGUCCAUAGUUUCAUAAUGCGAUAAGAGUCUUCAGUAAAACGAAAAUAUUAGUCUUACAUUUAUGUUACUUGGGCCAAAUUAUAUUUUUGUUUGUAUAGUAUUUUCAGUUUGACGAGUGAAAUUAUCAAGUAUUCUGGUUAAAUAUCAGGUGAAUGAGCUUGCUAACUUUGUCUUAAGCGUAUGGCGAAGCGUAGACUAGUGGGUUCUAGUCCUCAAGUUGACAAGAAUCAGUGGUUGAGAACUCUUGCUAGUAUGACUUAGAAUCGACCACAAGGGCACAAAUGGACACACUUUAGAUCAUCGGAAUUCGUACAUUUUCAGUAACCUUCAUCUGUUUAUUCUUACUCCACUCAUCGACUUUUCUCCAUUUUUUGUCUACCUUUUUACGUGCUGCUGUGAGGGGAUGUACUUUUCUGCUGCGUUCUGUGUUGAUUUCUUUGCUGUCUCUAUCUGCGUACUUCGCUAAGAAGGAUAGCCUGUAUUUGCUGAAGGUUUCCUCUUGAAGUUCACGAAAAGUUCAAUGGAUUUAAUUCCACUUGGGUAAUUGGUACUCUAAAAAUAUAUGAAGUUCGGUGAUUGCCUGAACUAUCUUCAUGUUUUAAGAAAAAAAUAGAAUAGCGAUGCGGAGAAAUAGAAAAUAUUUUUCGUUGUGCCGUUUUUCACUAUUUUUGCAGCACUGUAGUUGAUUUUGCCUUCUAUAUGUCAUUGGAUGAAAAUGUGUAUUGCGAACUUACUAUAAGCCCGCUAACAUUUUAGUUAUGUUUUUACAAAUGUGGUACACUUAGAUUUUUAUUUAUUCAAUUUUAGGCAAGCAAUCUCCACUGUGCUUUAGCUGUGGCUUUAAGUGAAAAAUCAAUACCACCCCCUCCUAAGUUCAUCAAACAUCGUGAAGAGCUAUGGAAUAGACUGAAGAAAGAGCAUGAUGAUUUUAUUGCUUCCCAACCACGUUCUCCAAUCGAGAUUACCUUGCCAGAUGGUUCCAUUGUAGAUGGAAAGGCUUGGGAAACUACUCCAAUGGAAGUGGCCAAAAAUAUUAGUAAAACUUUGGCCGAACACGCUGUGAUUGCGAAGGUCAAUGGGGAGUUAUGGGAUCUGUUACGUCCUUUUGAGAAGAAUUCUAGUCUUGAAGUUUACAAUUUCGACCACAAAGAUGGUCAGUAUGUGUUUUGGCAUUCCUCCGCUCAUGUUCUUGGUGAAGCCUUAGAACGUUGUUACGGCGGCCACCUCUGCUAUGGACCACCUGUUGAAGAAGGAUUUUAUUAUGAUAUGUGGGUUCCUAAUCAACAACAAUCUGGUCUACGACCAGAGGAUCUUGCUGUUGUGGAGAAUUUAUGUCACAAUAUUUGUAAAGAAAACCAGCCUUUCGAAAGAUUAGAAAUGAGAAAAGAAGACCUGUUGAGCAUGUUCGCUUAUAACGAAUUCAAAUGUCGUAUAAUUCGAGACAAGGUGGAUACACCAACUACUACAGUUUAUCGAUGUGGCCCUCUCAUAGAUCUGUGCCGUGGACCACACGUUAGACAUACUGGUUGUAUAAAGGCUCUGUCAGUUACCAAAAGUAGUUGUUCAUAUUGGGAAGGUAAAGUGGAUGCUGAAACUCUCCAGCGUGUAUAUGGCAUUUCCUUUCCAGACCCGAAGCGUUUAAAAGAAUGGAAACAUAUGCAGGAAGAAGCAGCUAAACGCGACCACCGUAAACUUGGAAUUGAACAGAAAUUGUUUUUCUUUCAUGAACUCUCGCCUGGUAGUUGUUUUUUCUUGCCUGCUGGUGCACAUAUCUACAACACAUUGGUUUCAUUCAUUCGUUCUGAGUAUUGGAAACGUGGAUUCCAAGAGGUGAUCACUCCAAAUAUUUACAAUUCUGCAUUAUGGGAACAAAGUGGACAUUGGCAACAUUAUAGUGAAAAUUUAUUUAAAAUUGACAUUGAGAAACAAACAUUUGGUUUAAAACCUAUGAAUUGUCCUGGCCACUGUUUGAUGUACGCGAAAGAGAUUCGUUCGCACAGAGAGUUACCUUUACGAUUUGCUGAUUUCGGUGUGUUACAUAGGAAUGAAUUCUCUGGUGCGUUAUCUGGACUUACUCGAGUUCGUCGUUUCCAGCAGGAUGAUGCACAUAUUUUCUGUCGUGAGGAUCAGAUUAAAGAUGAGAUCAAAAGCUGUUUAGAUUUCUUGAGUCAUGUUUAUGGAGUAUUUGGUUUCUCAUUUGAUUUAUACUUAUCUACCCGUCCGGAGAAGUUCAUGGGUGAAAUUGAAAUGUGGAAUCGUGCUGAAAAGCAACUUAAAGAAAGUAUGGAUGAGGUUGGUAUGAAGUGGGAGCUUAAUCCUGGUGAUGGAGCCUUUUAUGGGCCUAAAAUAGAUAUAACUAUUAUGGACGCUUUGCGUCGUCGUCAUCAGUGUGCUACAAUUCAGUUAGAUUUUCAAAUGCCAGUCAGAUUCAAUCUCUCUUAUGCAUGCGAAAGUGAUAAUCCAACUGCAGGCGAUAAUGCUUCUAAUCCAGUCAAUGGUGUAUCCAACAAUGAAACAUCCGAUCACCAAACCGAAUCGAAUCUUCAUCGACCUGUCAUUAUUCAUCGAGCUAUUUUGGGUUCAGUUGAAAGAAUUAUAGCAAUCCUCACAGAAUCCUAUGCAGGGAAAUGGCCAUUUUGGCUUAGCCCCCGGCAAGUUCUCGUAGUUCCUGUUGUUUCAGCGUGUGAUGAAUAUGCAAUCGAAGUUAAAAAUCGUCUACAUGACGCUGGUUUUAUGACUUCAGUAGACACAGAUCCUGGUCGUACGUUGAACAAAAAGAUCAGAAAUGGACAGUUACUCCAGAAUAACUUUAUACUAGUGGUUGGGGAAAAAGAAAUCGUCAAUGGAACUGUAAAUGUACGUACACGAGAUAACAAAGUCCAUGGUGAACAUCCCGUUGAACAUGUUAUUGAGCGAUUCCGUCAGUUGGCUGCAUCCAAAACACUUGAGGCAGAGCAAGAAUUUUAAUUAUGAACAAAAUUUUAUACUACUGUAGUUCUGCAUACUUUUUUGUCAAGUUUGCAUAGAACAAAGUGGAAUGGAUUAUUUUAUAAUUUCCUG
Messenger RNA from Heterobilharzia americana, 4471 nucleotides. NCBI's taxonomy places the organism in Eukaryota, Metazoa, Platyhelminthes, Trematoda, Strigeidida, Schistosomatidae. The record is from the annotation of a GenBank genome assembly.